Trichomonas vaginalis G3 is the source of this 1335-nucleotide messenger RNA. RefSeq names its product ankyrin repeat and protein kinase domain-containing protein family. The record is from RefSeq and is a predicted model, not a curated record. Gene Ontology annotation, molecular function: protein binding. The transcript has a single exon. Lineage: Eukaryota; Parabasalia; Trichomonadida; Trichomonadidae. The coding region runs from base 1 to 1335 and encodes 444 amino acids.
AUGAUUUCUGAUUUAUUAUCUGCAGAAAGUCAUGCUAUGUGCUCACCAAUAAUGCAAGCUAUCAUUGAAUUACCGUUGGAUUCAAUCAUUAAUACGCUCCAAAACUCAAAAUCAAUAUCAACAAGAGAUGCCAUUCAACUUGCAGAACAUGCUUCUGAAAUGUUUGGACCUGAAUCAAUACGUAUAUUACCUUACAUGCAAGUAAAUCCUGAAAUUUCUACUUCAGACAUAAUUGACAUUUUGAGCAAGUUUAAAGAUGUACCAAUUCUUCAAAAACUCUCGAGGAACUUCAUAAUUGACCUACUUGAUCAGGAAAAUGCCGUGGAAGAUGAUGAACCCGAAGAAAAUUUCAACAUUUUCAUGGAAAUUGAAACGAACAAUUUGAAAAACAUACAAAAAAUCAUUGAAAGUGGAAUAGAUGUCAAUACACGUACAGAUGGCGAUAUUACUCCUUUGAUGUAUUCUUCUUUGAAAGGACAUUUAAAUCAAGUCGAAUAUUUACUUUCGAAGCAUGCAGACAUUACUCUUAAAGACGAUGAUGGAUAUACAGCAUUGCACUGGGCUGCAAAAGGCCGCCAUUCUGAAAUUGUCAGAAAAUUAUUAGAAUCAGGCGCAGAUGUCAAUUCAACAAAUGAGAAUGGUUCUACACCACUUCUUGUAUCGUGUGGAGAAGGAGAUCUUGAAUCUGUGAAAGUAUUUGUUAAUUAUCAUGCUGAUUUAACGAAAUCUGACAAGUCAGGCAUGUUUCCAUUGAUUCAAUCAAUAUUAAACAAGCAUGAUGACAUUGCGUUAUAUCUUAUUGAUAAUGGAUCAGAUAUUAACCAAGUUGGACCAGAUAAUAACACUCCUCUUCAUUAUGCUGCUUUAAAUGGACUUUCUGAUGUUGUACAGAAGUUGAUUUCGAGAAAUGCAAGCGUAAAUGCUUUGAAUUCUUUUAAUGAAAAUCCUUUGAUAGCAUCUUUGACUUCUCAGAACUUAGAUAUAGCGAAUUUACUUCUUGAUGUAGAUGCUGAUGUAAAUAUUCAGAGCACAAAUGGUUUUACACCUUUGAUUCUAGCAACACAGAAUAAUAAUCUUGAAAUCGCAGAAAAUAUCAUUAAGAAGGGAUUAAAAGAUAUAGAUAGCAAGAAUAGCUACGGAGAAACUGCUUUAUUUAUUGCUGCAAAGAAUAAUUUUAACAAAAUUUUAGAUUUAUUAAUUAAAUCCGGUGCAGAUAUUGAUACAACCUCAAAAGAUGGAACAUCUACCCUUGAAAUAGCAAUAGAUAAUAACAAUGAAGCUUCAACAUUCCUUCUUAUUAAUGCAGGUGCGAAACAAACAUUUUCUGAGGAAUAA